Molecule: messenger RNA, 360 nt
Organism: Micromonas commoda
Lineage: Eukaryota; Viridiplantae; Chlorophyta; Mamiellophyceae; Mamiellales; Mamiellaceae
Source: the annotation of a RefSeq genome assembly
AUGAUUCAACCACAAACUUAUCUUGAGGUUGCCGAUAACAGUGGUGCACGUAAACUUAUGUGUAUCCGCGUAUUAAAUCGACAAUAUGCAAACAUUGGUGAUGUAAUCAUUGCUGUUGUAAAAGAAGCAUUACCAAAUAUGCCAGUGAAACGAUCUGACGUUGUUCGUGCUGUUGUUGUACGUACUGCACACACAGUACAACGCGAAAAUGGUAUGUCCAUUCGUUUUGAUGAAAACGCUGCCGUAAUUAUUAAUAAAGAGGGGAACCCACGUGGAACACGUGUAUUUGGACCAAUUGCACGUGAAUUACGUGAACGUGAUUUCAUGAAAAUUGUUUCCCUUGCCCCUGAGGUUCUUUAA